This is a messenger RNA of Raphanus sativus (radish), 2780 nucleotides long. RefSeq lists its product as uncharacterized. Lineage: Eukaryota; Viridiplantae; Streptophyta; Magnoliopsida; Brassicales; Brassicaceae. The coding region runs from base 432 to 2507 and encodes 691 amino acids. The record is from RefSeq and is a predicted model, not a curated record. The transcript is spliced from 2 exons.
UUUCACUCCAAUAUUUACUUUACAACCCAAAAAAAAAAAAAUUCCCGAAAAUUAUAGAUCCGCCGUUCGACGGCAAAUCUCGAAAUUUUUUUACACCCACACGGCGGGCGAUUCGCUCCGUGAUGACUUGAACCGCCGAUUACCCAACAACUUCCACUUUCCCCACAAACCCUAAGCUUUACUGUAGCAUUGGUUCCCAAACCCCCCCCACUUGGGAUUCGUGCUUUUCGCUACCUCGAUUUCGUCCCCGAUCUGCUCGAACUAGGGAAGACGAACCUGCAGCGAUCUAUUUCAAAGCCUUGUUUUCAUUUCCCCCAAAAACCUCAAUAAUGAUGACCUGUUUGUGCUUGGGAGAACGGUCUUAGUUUAUUAAUUUAGCAGAGUUGGUUUAAUAUAUAUUGGAGUUGAGUCUGGUUCUUCUUCUAUCAACUAUGGAAGCAUACAGAGAGGAAGCUAUUAGAGUGAAACAGGUCGCCGAGAGGAGAUUCGCGGAGAAAGAUUUCACUGGCGCCAGGAGCUAUGCGUUGAAAGCUAGGUCUCUGUUUCCUGAUCUGGAAGGUUUGACUCAGAUGAUUGCGACUUUUGAAGUUUACCUGGCUUCUCAGUGUAGAAGCGGCGCCGGUCAGAUCGACUACUACGCCGUGCUUGGACUGAAACCCUCUGCUGGGAAAAGAGACGUGAAGAAACAGUACAAGAAGAUGGCUGUCUUGCUCCAUCCGGACAAGAACAAAUGUAUCGGAGCUGAUGGCGCGUUCCAUCUCAUAUCUGAAGCGUGGAAGUUCUUGUCAAAUGAGUUCAACAAGAGCACUUUUUACUACAAAAGAAAGAAGCAUAUCGAGUCCACGGUGGUUCAGAAGCACCACCGCGCAGAGUACACGCCACCGGGGACUGCAGCAUUUGAUCGGUUUCCAUCAUCAUCAUCAUCAGAAAGACUCGACACUUUCUGGACUGUGUGCACCUCUUGCAAAGUUCAGUACGAGUACCUGAGGAAGUACGUGAAUAAGAGGCUUUCGUGUAAGAACUGCCGCGGAGCAUUUAUAGCUGUGGAAACCGGUCCAGCUCCUGUUAGUGCACCGUUUCAUUACACGCCUCCAUCUCAUGCGCCUCCUCCUCCUCCUCUUCAUAGUAAUGGCUAUAGCUCACAUAGCUACGAUGCACGCAUGCCCACAAGUUCCACGUAUCUCUUAGGCCACUAUCCUACGCAAGGACAUGGAUAUGAAUAUGGUUCAUAUGAUUGGACCUCAUCAUCAUACCCUGAAACAACCACCUCCCCAGGGAAUCUUGAUUUGAAGCGUGUGUCCUCUGUGUCCAAUGGGUAUCCUUACAAGCACAGCAAAUCAGUCGUUAGCACGGGGAUAAAUAAAGUUAAAGACGGUUCCAACGGGACAUGCUCGAUGAAAACCAAACCAGACGGUCUGAUCUAUGCUAACCCGCCAGGCCUUUCUACCCAUACGGCUGCAGUUAAGGUCGGCAGACCUGAGAAGAAGAGCAGAGUAUUUAUUGAAUCGUCUGUUAAUGGAUUUGUUGAGAACCCUUUGAUGAGAUCUUCUGCUCCAGCGUCAAAGACAGCGAACGCAGAUUUCAAAAUUCACGGGCAAAGCUAUGGUUCAACUAGGCGGUGGUCUGCUGCAUCAGUAUUGGAUACACGCAAGCCACUGCUUCAGAAGGCAAGAGCAGAUAUUAAGCAAAGACUGGAUAUCAUAAGAUUGGCUUCAGAGGCAGCAGCGGCUGUAGAAGACCCGACACCAGUUGAUUCCUGCAAGUUGGGAGAUGUCACGGCGGGGCGCAAAACCAGUGGGCCUAUAACGGUACCAGACUCUGAUUUCCAUGAUUUCGAUAAAAACAGAUCGGAGGAGUGCUUUGAGCCAAGACAAAUAUGGGCAAUCUAUGAUGAAGAUGAUGGCAUGCCACGCCUGUACUGUGUGGUUAGGGAAGUGCUCUCUGUUGAGCCCUUUAAGAUUGACAUAGCCUACUUGAGCUCCAAAACCGACAUCGAGUUCGGUUCCAUGAAGUGGGUACAAUACGGGUUCACAAAGUCGUGCGGACAUUUCAGGAUACAGAACUAUGACAUAGUUGAACAAGUCAACAUAUUCUCGCAUCUUUUGAGGGACAGGAAGACAGGGAGAGGUGGUUGUGUUCGAAUCUUCCCCAAAACUGGUGACAUCUGGGCUGUAUACAAGAACUGGUCGCUAAACUGGAAUGAAUCAACACCUGACGAAGUGAGGCACGAGUACGAAAUGGUCGAGAUCCUUGAUGAGUAUACUGAACAGUAUGGUGUGUGCAUUGCGCCUCUUGUUAAGCUAGAGGGUUACAAAACAGUGUAUCACAGGAGCGGGAGGGAAGAAGACGGUAAGAAAUGGAUACCCAGGAGCGAGAUGCUGCGGUUUUCACAUCAAGUGCCGUCUUGGUUUCUCAAAGGUGCAACUAGCGGCUUUCCCGGAAACUGUUGGGACUUGGAUCCGGCUGCAAUCCCCGAGGAGCUGCUUCAAGUCGGAGCAGAAGCCUGAUUGAUGAUUCCAGUGACGUACCCUGCAGGAGAAGCAAGGUUUCAGAUUUAGACCAAGUGUUAUAGUUGUACCAGCGAAGACUAGAGAUGUAAGAGAGAGAGACUGUUGACACGCAAAAGAUUCUGUUUGGUCACUAAAGCUGUUGUAUUAGGUGAUGUCCAACUGAGUAAACCAAAGCGUAGUUGUUUUUUUGUUUGCUCUCUUCUUUUCCUUCUUUAUUGACCUUGACCGAAAUUUUACAAAGCAGUUAUUAAAACUAGCAAUUUAUCUUUC